This is a messenger RNA of Frankliniella occidentalis (western flower thrips), 525 nucleotides long. RefSeq lists its product as uncharacterized. The transcript is spliced from 2 exons. The record is from RefSeq and is a predicted model, not a curated record. The coding region runs from base 193 to 504 and encodes 103 amino acids. NCBI's taxonomy places the organism in Eukaryota, Metazoa, Arthropoda, Insecta, Thysanoptera, Thripidae.
GAUCCAAGGCUGCUGAAAGUCCUUUACUCCUGCCAGCCGACGCGUUCGCUAGCAGCCGCGUUCAGAGGACCGCAGCGGCGGCAGCGCAGACACAGACGAGGGGAGCGAAAGUGCGCCUCUGCGCGCGGCAAGCAGCGCCUCGAGCAGCAGCGCUGCAGUCGGACGGGGCGCGACCCAUGGGGCGGACCCUCGAUGGCACUGCUCCCGCAUGAUGACGCUGUGGCGGCGCGUGGCCUGGUGCCCAGGGCGACCCUCGCCGUGGCCCUGCUCGCCAUCGCCCUCGUCCACCCCACUACCGUCGUCGAGGCCCAGCCGUCGCUGCCCAGCGCGCUACGCGGCUUCCGCCGCGACACGGCGCCGUACAAAGGGUUCACGGGCAUCAGGGCGCGCGGCGACUCGGCCAGGAGGGUGUUCUUCCACGACCAGACCAUCGCCGUCGUGGAGGUGUCCAUGGACUACAACUCCAUGGAGCUGCAGAACUGCGAACUCAUCGAGGUCAAGUGAGUACAAACGGGGAGAACACAC